UUCCGGCUUUAGGACCCAGACGACUUUCAAUCAUUUGAACGAAUGGCACCUGUUGCGUUCAAAGGGAAGCCGGGAGGCCAGUGCUGUUGGUCGCUUGAAAUCGUCGCGCGCUUAGUGAACCAAAUAUCUCUAAAACGCGAAGUUACAGAGUAACAACAUUCGUCCAUCGACUCGCAGCUCAAACAAACGGUGUCUCGUUAGACGAGGAACCGCGUAUCUAUCUGCCUCUGGGAGAAGCACAUGAUUGACUGAAAUUAUUACAGUUUGGUGAUUGAGAUUGGCCAACAGAAUGCGUCUGAGACGUCGUCUCUCCCCCCUGAAGCUUACUAUUCUGGGUGGCACACUUUUUAUGGUCAUUCUGGUGGUGCUCCAGAGGGACGUUGGCAGCGGCUCGCUUCAGGACCCCUGGCUACAAGAUCUCUCUAACAAAAAGGAGAGGGUAUUCGAGAUUGUCCGCGGGGCGGUUAAUAACUUGGCCUUCCAGAUCGGAGCCCCACAGCCCCCAUCGGUGGGAGUGCUGCCCACCCUGGACCGAAACUGCCCCCCGGGUUUCUACACUCAGGCCGAUCUCAAACCGUGGAUUGAGAGACCUCCUCAGGACCCUCAAGCACCAGGAGCCAAUGGCGCAGCCUUCCAGAAAGCCAGCAUGACUGCGGAGGAGGAGAAGGAAAAGCAGGAGGGCAUGACCAGGCACUGCUUCAACCAGUUUGCCAGUGACCGAAUCUCCUUGCACCGCAGUCUUGGAGAUGACACCCGUCCACCCGAGUGUGUUGAGCGAAAGUUUCGCCGAUGUCCUUCACUCCCCACCACGAGUGUGAUCAUUGUGUUUCAUAACGAGGCAUGGUCAACACUUCUGCGCACCGUGUACAGUGUUCUGCACACCUCCCCGGCGGCCUUCCUCAAAGAAAUCAUACUGGUGGAUGACGCCAGCAUGGCAGAACACCUCCAUGAGAAGCUGGAGGAGUAUGUGAAGUCACUGAACAUCGUGAAGGUAGUGCGUCAGCCGGAGAGGAAGGGCCUCAUCACCGCCAGGCUUCUCGGAGCCAGCAAAGCUCAGGGAGAAAUCCUCACCUUCCUAGAUGCUCACUGUGAGUGUUUCCCUGGCUGGCUCGAGCCUCUUCUUGCUCGCAUUGUUGAGGAGCCCACUGCCGUGGUGAGCCCUGAGAUCACAACCAUUGAUUUAAACUCUUUCCAGUUCCACAAGCCCAUGGCGUCUGCCCGUGCCCAUAACAGAGGCAACUUUGACUGGAGUCUCGGAUUCGGCUGGGAGGCCAUUCCAGAUUACGAGAACGCUAAACGCAAAGAUGAGACGUACCCAGUAAACGGACAGCUGGAGAUAAUCCCCUGCUCCGUCGUGGGUCAUGUGUUCCGCACCAAGAGUCCUCACACCUUUCCCAAAGGUACAGAGGUCAUUACACGUAACCAGGUGCGCUUGGCUGAGGUGUGGAUGGACGACUACAAGCUGAUUUACUAUCGACGCAGCCAAAGUGCAGCUAAAAUGGCCAAAGAUAAAAACUACGGUGAUAUAUCUGACCGUUUGAAACUCCGAGAAACCUUGCAAUGCAAGAACUUUUCUUGGUACCUAACCAAUGUCUACCCAGAAGCCUUUGUCCCUGAUCUUACCCCUGUCAAGUUUGGAGCUCUCAAGAAUAGGGGAUCACAGCAAUGUCUGGAUGUUGGAGAAAGUAACAAUGGGGGAAAGCCUGUGAUUAUGUAUGUGUGUCACAACAUGGGUGGCAAUCAGUACUUUGAAUAUACAUCACAUAAUGAGCUGAGGCAUAACAUAGGGAAACAGCUCUGCCUGCACGCGUCUCCUUACCCAGAGCCAGUGAAGAUUGAGCUCUGUACACUGAAGGGCAAAGGCAGCAGUUUGACUCCGGAACAAGAAUGGGUGUUCACAGAAGAGGACCUGCUGAAGAAUCCGUCCUCUGGAAAGUGCCUCCAUAAGAAAGGAGACAAGAUAUUAAUGAGCCCCUGCGAUCCAGCAGACCAUCACCAGCAGUGGGCUUUCAGUUGACCUCACACUCCAAUCGAGGAGCAAAGACGUUCACUCCCAUAAGACCCACGAGGGAGGGCCAGCAGCCACAGCUCAGGCUGACAAACUCACUGUAGGCCCGAGCGGAUGCACUGGGAGUGUAUUGGAUAGUUCAUAUCCAUAAGCUCCUAAAGACAUUAUGAUCAGACUGGGGUCAGGAUGCUCAGGGAAGACAGAGUGGAGAUCAUGCACAUCAACCCACUGGAGCAUCACAGAGUGAACAAUCCGGCAGCAAGAUUGUUUACUUGAUGCAAUUUAUUGCCUUAUUGAUGAUGUUUACUGCUGCUUUUAAAUGGUGUAGGUUUUAUUUAUUUUUAAAGAAAUGGAAAAUAUUUUUGGAACAUUGUUAGUGUUAAGGCCAAUGAACGGCCGGCCUUGCCAACGAUACAUGUGAUGUUUGUAUGAUCCCAAUCAUUUGCACAUGCUGCAGGGGUUGAGGGUUUUCUUCAGCUCUAGUGAACUGCCACAAGACAGCAGUAGUUUCAGAUCCUUCUCUUGUGUUUUUGAAGCUGUCAGUAUGUAUAAAGCAGCAUGUGACUUGCAUUGCUUGAUUGUUUCGGUGUGUUGAGGUCUUUGGGGGAAAUCAUGCUCUAAUAAUGUAUACAUGUAAUUAACUGUUUCAUCCUCUUCACCUCUACAUUAUUAUUCUUUAUGAAUUUUGACCACGGAUUUAUUCUUUAAUAAUUGGCAAUUUAAAAUAUUUGAUGUAUAAAAAAAAAAAACACACUCCCAGAUCAUUUGCUUGUGUUGUUUUUCAAAACAUAUGUUCUGGUUGUUAACCGUUUAAAAAUGUGUUUAAAAACUGUUCACCAGUUUAUGAUUCUUAAGGUCCACUGUCCUGCAGUAUUUAUCUCCAACACUGAUAAAGCACACCUGCUUGUAAUCUUCAGGUAAGCCUGAAGACCUGAUUAGCUUGUUGUUUUACUGGGUUUGGAGCUAAACUCCAACAGGAGCAGAAUUGAAGAACUAGUUACUGCUGUUAUCACAAUGAAAUUGUGAUUACUGGAUAUUGACCACUAUUGUGAUCCACAAAAGAAAUAAAGCAACAAAAAGCUUCUGAAACC
Messenger RNA from Sinocyclocheilus rhinocerous, 3099 nucleotides. Its product is annotated as polypeptide N-acetylgalactosaminyltransferase 6-like. Gene Ontology annotation, biological process: protein O-linked glycosylation. Gene Ontology annotation, cellular component: Golgi apparatus. Bases 290 to 2017 code for a protein of 575 amino acids. Lineage: Eukaryota; Metazoa; Chordata; Actinopteri; Cypriniformes; Cyprinidae. Gene Ontology annotation, molecular function: polypeptide N-acetylgalactosaminyltransferase activity. The record is from RefSeq and is a predicted model, not a curated record. The transcript is spliced from 10 exons.